Caenorhabditis remanei is the source of this 7287-nucleotide messenger RNA. RefSeq lists its product as uncharacterized. The record is from RefSeq and is a predicted model, not a curated record. NCBI's taxonomy places the organism in Eukaryota, Metazoa, Nematoda, Chromadorea, Rhabditida, Rhabditidae. The transcript has 12 exons. Bases 1 to 7287 code for a protein of 2428 amino acids.
AUGAAAUUAUAUUCAGACCGGCUGCUGGAAUCGCCAUCAUCAAUAGCCGGUAGUGCACGUUCAACACCGGCUAUUCAACAACUGGAACAUGAUGUUAAUCGAAGAUUCUCUCAGCCUCAACAAGCCCCACCACCCAGUAUAGACCCCAGGAUUCCUCAUCACCUACUUUUGCAUCAUGGCACUGCACCAAAUAUGGAUUUUCCUCAACGAUCACGUUCCGUAGCUCCUCAGAAGAAUCCACCAGCUAAACCAAGACAAAACCGGAAAAAUAGAGCGUUGACCGUUGCUCCAAAAAUGUCUGAAUCGGAGCGCUUGUUUUCUCAGAUGACUCCAAUAAUUCGCGAGACGAUCUUCACACUGUGUUCUUCCAAGACGCCUCCUGUACCGCCUUACCUACUGCCUCCGCAUAUAAUUCGACAACUCGUUGAGCACAUUCUUCAACUAAUUCGACAACAGACCCCUCAAUCGACAGGUGCUCAAAUGCCUACUCAAAUGAUCUCUCAAGUGCCUACCCAUAAUCUCCAGCAGGCCAAUCGCUUGGUGCCUUCCCAAAUACCUGUUCAGAUGCAAACUCAGAUGAAUUCUCAAGCGCCUCCACAAGACCUCCAGCAGAUUCUUCAAUUUCAUCAGGCAGCUCAACUCGCAACUUCUCAGCAGCAUACUCAAUUGGCUCCUCAGGAACCUCAAAAGAGCGUUCAGGGCAAUCCGCCGAGCAUCCUUCAACAGAUGGCGCAUCAGAUUCAACAGUUGAAUUCCCAGCCCACGCCAUCUCCAGCGUCUACUCGGAUGGCCACUCCUGUACCUCAUUGGAAUAUUCAGCAGAUGUCCCAGCAAAUUCAUCAGUUGGAAUCUCGGUCCGCGUUUUCUCCAGUCCGUUCCCGAAUGGCCACUCCGGUACCUCAAUGGAGCCUUCAGCAGACUCCUCAACAAAUCCUUCAACAGAUAGCUCAGCAGAUUGGUACCCAAAUACCUCAGCAAAAUGUCCAGCAGGAUGCUCAGCAAGUUCUUCAGAAAUUGUCCCAGCAAGUUUGUCAAUUGAAUGCACAGCCAACGUUUUCACCACUUCAUGCUCAAAUCGCUCACCAAGCUCCUCAAAAAGAUCUGUCGCAUAAUUCUCAGCAGAUCCUUCAGCUGAUGUCGCAGCAGGUUCAUCGGUUGGAUGCUCAGACAACGUCAUCUCCGGCGACACCUCAGAUAACUUCUCCUGCACCUCAGCAGAGCCACGAGCAGAUUGUCCGUCAGAUCAUUCAACAGUUCCUACAUCAAAUUCCACAAUUGAAUGCUCAGUCUAUGCCUCCUCAGCUGCUCACUCAACUUCUCCAACAGAUAUCUCACAAAGUUCCUCCAUCAGUUGUUCAGCCCACGCCUGUACCCGCUCUUACUCAGACGUGUCUCCAAGUACCUCAAUCGCCGGUACCUCAGCAAAUCCCAUCACAAAUGGUAACCCAAAACACAGUAACAGUACCAGUGACAGUGAUAGAGUCAAGACAGUCACUUACCAUAAACGCCCCGGAAGUUCAACUGCCAAAAGAGACAUCAUCCACGGGGUCUCGUAUAUUUGAUAGAUUGAGUGCUGUGAAAAUGGAAAAUUUGGAACAGUCGGAACAGUUUGAUGCGGAUCUUGAACAACAACGUAUUGCGAAGUUGGAACUAACAGAGGAUCCGGCAGAAACAUCGACAUCGCAAACUAUUUCGGCUGAAGACGAUGCUUUACAAGGACUUCUUAUGAUGAUGAAACAAGACCAGUUCUCUCAGGGCGAUAGGCAGUCAACACAGCCCGAAAUUGGAAAACCGACAAUUCAAUAUCAACGUCUUCCCACUCCAUCUCCUGCAGCUCAAAAAAGGGCUGCGAUAAAAUUACAAAAGGAGCAACAGCAACAACAGAGAAAGCAAGCUCAACAACUAAAACAACAACAACUACAAGAACAAAAGCGACAAAAGCAGUUACAGCAGCAGCAACGGAAACAACAACUAUUAGAACAACAGCAACAAAAACACGCCCAGCAAGUAUAUCAUCAACAAUGGUUACAACAACAACAACAUCAUAAACAAGAGCAGCAGAACCCGCAAAUGAUGAUGCAAAAACAACAUCAGCACCAAUUAGAACUGCAGAGGUUACAACAGAUGCAUCAAGAGAAACAGCUUCAGCAACAACUUACCCAACAACAAAAUUUGAUGCAUAUGAAGGCUCAACAACAAACUCUCCCACGCCCUCCGCCAGCUCACUCUGUACCAAUUGGAAUGGAUCCACGACUCUGUAACGGCUCAACACACGGAAUAGAGCCACGACAACUUUCUCUCGAUCCGAGACUUUCCGCCACGGAUCCACAGAGAUUUGGAUCAGACCCAAAACUAUUUGGAACGGAUGUACGGCACUUCCUCGCUCAACUUAGUUUACCGCCUGGAACGGAUGUAAUCCAAUUUCUGUCACAGUUUCAAUCUCUGUCAGUUCAUCGACCACCAAAUCAGAAUCCUCCGUCGCUACCUGAAACUACUAUGCCAGUUGGGAGCUCAACGCAGACCCAUUCUGCAUCUCAAUUUCCUGUCAGACCGCAAGAAAAUGAAACUCAUUCUGUUAACACUGCUCAGUCAAAUGGAUUGUCGCCUGAAGAACUUGCAAAGUCUCUUUUCACUCCACAAGUUAGCAAACCAGUCACCCCAAACAUUCUUCGUAAACCCCGAGGCAAUGAAGUUAACACCUCUUCAAAUCGACUUGCCGACCAUCCGUUGUAUGGGUCUACAAUUCCCCCGUCUGUACAGUCAUUGUCAGGACUAGCUCAACCACCUGUUCCAGCAGAGCAACAACCAGCUCCUUCAGCUCCAAACACUCCACGGCGAAGAAAACAAAUUUUAAUUUCUGACGACCAUCAUCAGUCUACUCUAUUGAGUCCUUACCCUCAAGUGAGCGACGGUUUUGAUUCAAUCAAGGAUACCAUUGACGCCGUGGCCGAUCCAUCAUAUAUGAGCGACGAUUUUGAUUCAAUCAAGAAUAUCAUUGAAGCCGUGGCCAAUCCUUUAUUUGUUCCAUCUUCGUCUGGAGAACAAGAUUAUGGACUGAAUAUGAAUUGCGACUUCCCCAUCGAGAAAAGUGGAGCUGCUGAAACAUCGAGCGUACCAAAACUAAUUGAAGAUGAAGUGAUGCAGUUAGUUUCUCCACAUAAAAGGAAAAGUCAUAAAGCCAAAAAAGAUCCCCAACCACGUGGACGACCACGCAAGAACUGUGCAAACCAAUUGCCCUUUGCACAACCGUUACCACAAAUCCAGGCACCGCUCGUGGCUACCGGAAUAGACGAACUGGCUGAAUUAGCAUCUGUAAAUUACCGAAGAAAAUCCAAAAAUGACGCAAAUCAUGUCGAAGAUGAGGAAGAGGAAAGAGAAAGGCAAGCAAUAUUGGAAGCCCUACCAAGUAAUUUACGCAAUCAACUUAAAAAAGAAAAAGAAGGAAGAAAGAAGGGUUCAAAUAAGAACUCAAUAUCUGGAGGAGCAAUUGUGACACCAACGGAAUCAUUUGAGGAUGAACUCUCUACGGACACCGUCCUCAGUAUUUUGGAAAACAUGACUACCACGGAUCCCAGAUCUUUCUUAGCUGGUCUAAAACCAAAUACGUUUGGCAAUUCAGAGUCACCAGACUUCCCGCCAGAGGUUGUCUCCAAGCUUCUUGAAAACUUUAUAGUUACUCUCGAGCAACCACUAAUAAAACCACAACAAGAUAAAGAGCCAGAAAAAGUUGAAGAGCUUCCUCCACCUCUAGCCACCUUCUUUGCUGUUGCUGGUGUUCGACUGUGCAUUCUCUAUGAGAACCCAGUAACUAUUGGUCAUGCGCCUAUUUGGACAGACAAUUCUGGACCUUUACUUCCAUAUGAAUGGUAUCGGGAUGGCCCGAAAAUCAAACGGAGGCAAAUGUUGACUCAUCCGGGUCUGAUUACACUGUUGGAAGAAAUUGAGCGAAGCAAGAACCUCCCACCAAAAGAACCUGUUUUCAAACCCAAAAUUGUCACAAAAGCUGCUCUCAAGUGGAUGCCGGAAAGCAUGCAAGUCUCUCAAGAGUUCACUGCCCCUCAAUCGCCAGCAUCUCUUAAAAGAAAAAUGGAUGAUACUGAUUCUCAUGAUACUUCUCAACCUACUGCAAAAAAGGAACCAUCGGAUAUCGAGUUUUGCGGAAAUCCUGAAUCUGGUGAUAUUUUUUUUCAACCACCUGCAAAAGUGAAGCCAUCGGAAAUCGAAUUAUCUGAAGAAGUUGAAUCUGAUAAUAAUUUUCAACCACCUGAAGUAAAGGAACCAUCGGAAAUUGCAUUGCGCGGAAUAGUUGAAUCUGAUGAUACUUUUCAACCAACUGCAAAAGUGAAACCAUCGGAAAUUGACUUGUCUGAAGAAGUUGAAUCUGAUGAUAAUUUUCAACCACCUGCGGUAAAAGAACCAUCGGAUAUUGAAUUGUGUGGAACAGUUGAAACUGGUGAUAAUUUUCAACCACCUGAAGUAAAGAAACCGUCGGAGAUCGAAUUGUGCGGGAACGUUGAAUCUGAUGAUAAUUUUCAACCAUCUGCAGUAAAGGAAUCAUCGGAAAUUGCAUUGCGCGGGAUAGUUGAAUCUGAUGUUACUUUUCAACCAACUGCAAAAGUGAAACCAUCGGAAAUCAAUUUGUCUGAAAAAGUUGAAUAUGAUGAUACUUUUCAACUACCUGCAAAAGUGAAGCCUUCGGAGAUCGAAUUUCGCAGAAGUGUUGAAUCUGAUGUUGCUUUUUUUCAACCACCUGAAAAAGCGAAGCCAUCGGAGAUCGAAUUUUGCGGAGAAAUAAAAUCUGUUGAUACUUUUUUUGAACCACCUGCUGAAAAGGAGCUAUCGGAAAUCAAAUUGUCUGAAGAAGUUGAAUCUGAUAAUAUUUUCCAACCACUUGCAAAAGUUAAGCCUUCGGAGAUUAAAUUGUGUGGAAUAGUUGAAUCUGUGCCAGAACCACUUCAUGACUCUACACCAGUAAAUGAAGGUCCAUUCAAAAUUGAACGCAUCACCGUUCAAAAAUUCAAGCCGGAGAAAAACAAGAACAAGAAUAAGAAGUUGGGGUUUCGUACAGUGAAUUCUCUCCGUAAAUUCAUCACCGAGUUGCAAGUCUUCACAGAUGUAAUUUUUGAAACUAUCAAAUCAGAAGGAAUAAAAACAGCGAACGCAAUUUCAUCUUUGGUAAAUCAUCGAGUAGCAGAAGACAUCAAUAGACAAAUGAAUAAUUUUGUUCAAAAUUGUGCCACUGCUGCAUUCAAAUAUGGUCGAAACGUAUUGCUCUGCCGAACUGGAGAAUCUACUGUGACUGAAUUUGCAUUUGAUUCAACAAGUUUGGAUUCUGGGCCCAGAUGGUGCUCGUGGCAUGAAGCCUUGGUCAAUUCAUGUGUGAAAAACGUCACGAGCAAGUUGGUUGCUAAUAAAAUGAAGGAAUUGCGUGGAUUGGUUAAACCGGCUUGGCGGUGGUUGAAACGUAUCAAAGAUCCAAGUUGUAAGAAAGAAGCAUCGGAAUACGGAAAGCAGAUUCGAAGCAUCUAUGACACCUUAGAGUACAAAAUGGAUGAAUUUAAGAAAUUUGGUCAGCUUCAACUCCACAGAACAUUUGAAUUCAAGUAUAGAGCGAUUAAACAACGAGCCGAAAAGUGGAUUGCAGUUAAAAAUAACUACAGAGAAGUUGAGCUGGAGAGAGAAAUUACAAGUUUGAAAAGAGCGGCGGUCGAUUUUAUUGGAGCACCGCAACGUGGACGCCAGAACAGGCUUUGGCCACGAUUGAAAAAACUCUGCAACUCUCUUUUCCAUUUGAUUCAAACGCAUGAUGCCGUGGUGGACGUUUGUAUGUUUGCGUCUCGACUCCAAGCACUCUACUAUCAUGCUCACGAAGUAUUCAAGGACAAAGUUGACGUCCCGGAAACCCACAAAGUUUUGCAAUCUUUAGAGGACACUGAGCAUCUCUUCAUCUUGGCCGAAACCAAGGUUCUUCUUCUUCAAAUGGGAAAUAAAUCUGGGAGAAUUCAGUUGAUAGACGCUUAUAUCCAAGGAGACGCUUUCAACGUGGAAAAAGGCAGAUUAAGAAGAUUAAUGAUGUCAAAGGCUCACCCUCAAGUCAGAAAGAACAAUUUCCCAUCUGGAAACUGGGAAACAGUAAUCAGGAAAGAAGAAGAUCGCUGGAGGAAAACUGAGAAACCUGGAAGACGCAAUUUCUUCGAAAAAUCUCAGCUAAAAAACUUUGACUACGCACUCGCAAUUCCACCAGUUUUUUUAUCAGAGACUGCUGGAAACCAUACAUUGACACAGAUGUUUAUGACGUUGCCACAAAUGACCAGUCUAGUGGAUGAGAAGUUCAAAUCUAUUGCGGACGCUGACAAACGAGAACCAAAAAUGUACAUUCAAGCGAUAGUCCCACUCUUCCGAAUGCAGCCCAAAGGCUUUCAGAUCCCACAUUUUAUGCUAAGCACUCGGAAACGACCACACAAAAACGAGGAAGUGCAGGAAUUGCCAAAGUCUUUUGAACAAGAAGACCAAGAGUUGUUAAAGAGAUAUCGCCAUCAAUUAGCAACUUCCGGAACAGUCGCUUCAGAGAAUGGGGAAAAUUGUGUACCAUCCAAUCGUGGCAAACAUGAUGAGAAACAACUGGACGAGGAAACUCUAAGAAUGUUGAAAAACAUGCAAAGACUGAAAAUGGAACAGGAAUUGAAGAGAAUGCAAAUCAUGGAGAGUGCAUUCAAAAAUAUUUUGUCAUCAGAGGGAAAUGUGGUGGAUCGAAAAAUUGAAGAACUCAGUAGCCAUGACUUGGCGAAUGCAAAGGUCGAGCACACAAAAGGCAUAAAGUUCAAUCCAAAGAAAACAGAACAGAAUAUUCCGCCUUCCAAACAGGAGCAAGUUGUCAGCUCUGAAUAUGAACCCGAAGAUGACGUGAGUAUUGUGUUAUGCGCUAUACAACGUCUCACUGAACAAAAAGCAAGCAUAAGCAACAAGAAAGAAAAAAGGAGCAAACGGCAAGAAAUUGAAUUCCUGACGGAUCGGUUCGUACAUUUGCAGAAGAUCAAAGCAGCUUCCAUGCAGAAAAUGACGUCACGUGUACAGAAUAACUGGCCAAGAACUGUCACGGUAGCUGACCCUCAAUUUGAACACAUGCUGGAUUCAUUGGAAUUUUACGAUGGAUAUCUUUUAGACAAGAUGGACGCCGUUGAUUUCGAAAGUGGCAAACUGGAAGGAAAGUAUCAUACGCAUGACAUUCAACCGUUCGGUAACCCCGACUGUCAACCUUCAAAAUCCACAAAAAAUUGUAGAAAGUGA